Molecule: messenger RNA, 1746 nt
Organism: Sinocyclocheilus rhinocerous
Lineage: Eukaryota; Metazoa; Chordata; Actinopteri; Cypriniformes; Cyprinidae
Product: growth/differentiation factor 6-A-like
Exons: 2
Coding region: 135-1412 (425 amino acids)
Biological process (GO): BMP signaling pathway
Cellular component (GO): extracellular region
Molecular function (GO): growth factor activity; cytokine activity
Source: RefSeq, a predicted model, not a curated record
UAUCUGAAUACAGAGCAACAGGCAUUCAGUGUUACUCACGUUCAAGAUAUUAACACUAUCUAAAGAGCAAAGGGGAGUUUCCAAAGUCAUCAAGUCCAUCCAACUUUGCCAUUUUCGGCCAGAGACCACUGAAAAUGACUCCCAAGAAGACUGCCGCUCCCUUCCUAUGGUUUUCUUUUUGCUUUGGGAAUGUUCUUGAGGCAGUGGUGCUGGGAUCGGUGCAGUACCCCUCUGAUAACGGGCUCCACUCACAUCUGGAUGCGCGCGGUCCUGCAGAAGCCAGCGCGAGCUCUCGGAACGACUCCACAUCUGUUCAUGUUCCGUCUUACAUGAUCUCUCUGUACAGGACUCUAUCGGAACUGGAUCGACGGGGAAGCAACGGCAGCCAGACGCGCUCCAGGAGAUAUGCCAAUACAGUGACCAGCUUCAUUGACCUGGGACAAGACGAUCCUUCUCUAAAGUUCCACCAGCAGUACACAUUCGACCUGUCUGGUCUCUCACGACUGGACAAACUGAUGGAGGUGGAGCUGCGGGUUCUGAGGAGGCCACCGCCUGAUGUCUUAAGUUUACUCUCCACUGGUGGGAACCUGUACCGACUACUCCUUCACACCUGCUCCCUCCCGGGAUCCUCUAACCAACCUCGGCUCCUUACUUCCAGGACCAUUGAUCUUCUAGAUACCGCUUCAGCCACAUGGGACGUGUUUGACGUAGGCACAAGCGUGAAGACCCACCUCAAGUUGAACAGGGCCGCAGAAGGCAGCAGGCCGUUGUGCUUCAGCAUAUCCGCCAUUUCUGAUUCAAAUAAUGAGGUGGUGCAUCCCGGCAUGCUGGGUCUGAGCCAUGAGGAUCAGCAGACCCACGAAAGGGCCUUACUGGUGGCUUUUACUCGAGCUCGGAGGAAGGAGAACCUCUUUAGGGAGAUCCGUGAGAAGAUAAAGGCCAUGAAAAGUCGUAAAUUUCCUAAUCCUGCACCCGAGCAUGGUAUUAAAGAUAAUCCGAGACAUCGGCGGAGGAGGCGGACUGCACUAGCAGGCCGUUCUGGUGUAGGACCCGCAACAGGAGGCGCCGGUGGAGGAAAGGGUGGUGGCAGACGGAGAACACGUUGCAGCCGGAAGCCGCUUCACGUGAACUUCAAAGAACUGGGUUGGGACGACUGGAUUAUUGCGCCGCUUGAUUACGAAGCUUAUCACUGUGAGGGUUUGUGUGACUUCCCCUUGCGCUCACACCUGGAACCGACCAACCACGCCAUCAUCCAGACUCUCAUGAACUCCAUGGACCCGGAGUCCACCCCUCCCAGUUGUUGUGUUCCUUCUAAACUCAGUCCCAUCAGCAUCCUGUACAUUGACUCUGGGAAUAACGUGGUUUAUAAACAGUAUGAGGACAUGGUGGUGGAGAGUUGUGGGUGCAGGUAGCAAUGUGAGUGAGGGGUGAACUACCCCUGGACACUAUCCGAAUGCUGCCGCUGCCUCAUACGCAGAGGCCUCAUAUGUGGGCAAGAUGGAGUCAGAGCUGGUGAGAUGGACCGUGUGUAAAUGUGUGACAACGAGCAUGUGUGUAUGUUCAGACGGCGACAAGACAUUGAGUUGUGUUUUAGAAGUGAGCGAAGGACAUGUGUGCCGAACAGCUCCAAAUUCCCUUACAACACCAAAUAAAUAACUCCUCAACGGAAAAUUAGUGAAAACAUAGGCUUUCCAGAAAGUAUUUUACAUCCUGUUAAUAUAAACUCAAUGAUAGAGUGUUGAAGUA